Messenger RNA from Alternaria burnsii, 6903 nucleotides. RefSeq lists its product as uncharacterized. NCBI's taxonomy places the organism in Eukaryota, Fungi, Ascomycota, Dothideomycetes, Pleosporales, Pleosporaceae. Bases 1 to 6903 code for a protein of 2300 amino acids. The record is from RefSeq and is a predicted model, not a curated record. The transcript has a single exon.
AUGUCUGCCUCACGGUACCCGGAGAACGGCAGAUAUGCCCGCGACAGGUCUCCGCCCUAUCGGGACCGAGACCGAAGGCCAUCCAACUUUGGCGGUGGAUACCCCCCAAGGGGUAACGAGACCUUCAGACCAAAUGCAGAGCCAGGUGGUUUUCAAAGAGAGAUCCCCAAAGGUCCAAAAUCACUUGCUGACCCGCCACGUGGCCCGCCUGUGGGUCCGCCAUCAAGCGCGUCUGCAGCGCCACGCGAUGAAAGAGGUCGCGGAUUCGCCGGACGUGGUGAAGCCACGCCGCUGCGAACUGCACCUCCAUUAAGUAGCGGUCCUGGAUUUCCGCACAACUCUCAAAACUCCUGGAGGGCAGACCGCGACCGAGAUCGCGACUUUGAUCGGCGUGAGAGACGGCCAACUCCACCAAGGCGGUCACCUAUCCGGGAUUCAAGAGAUUCCCGCGACCAGAGGGAUUUUGGACCGCGAGAUCUAGAUGUCAACCGCGCCCGACGAAAUUCACGAGACGGCCCCCCCUCUGCGGGCUCAACCUACUCUGAUCCUCCACCUCCUGGUACAGCGUCAUCUUACCGUGGUAGUGGGAUUGGACGUGGACGCGGUGGUUUCGCUGGACGCGGCCGAAACUUUCACAGCGACGACCGCGAUAGGCAUCACGACUCACGUGAUCGCAUUCCAGAACGAACAUAUCGACCGCGUAGUCGGACGCCCCCGAGGCGCCUAGAGAGAGACGUUCGCGAAGACCGUGAUUUCGACAGAAGAGACCGCGAUGACAGAAGAUUUCCCAGAGAAUACGACUCCUACAUUGGCCCAGCAGGUGCUGCGAAGCCUGGACUGCGGGCAUUGGACACACAUCGAGGUCCAGGUCCCUCUGAUCUUCGACAUCUGCCCGGUACACCCACAGGUCCAACACCGCACUCUGCUCAUCACGCAUCUCCGUCUGAUAGACUAGGACCACAAGGUGAUUCUUACUCGAGACGAUCCUCCCUCGCCAUUGAUCCUCUCUCUGCCAAGGAUCCUCGCCGCGAGCCAGGCAAAGACGAGGCUCUCCUAGCCAGCCGCGCAGAAGCGUCUAGAGAAAGGUAUGCUCCGCGUGCUUCGUCGCCUCCUGCUUCCAUCCCAGCCUUUGGCGGAUCCAAUGUUUGGAGGGCGCCUAUUUCGGACAGUAAAUCAAGUGCUGCCCCAGUAGCGCCAUCGAAACCUGCUCAGCCUGCCCCUGCUCCUACUAAUUCCUCUACUGCUCCACUCACUCCCGCUACUCCCGCCACCCCAGUGAAGGCCACCGUAGUCCCUACUGCACCAAAGGCGGCGAUACCCCCAGGCCUUUCAACUUUACCGCCUACUGGACCAAAAGCCGAUCGGGCGCCGGAUCGUCCCUUGCUUACGGACGCUCCGAAACAAGAGAACAGAAUGGCGCACCCAGCUCCAGCGCGUAUGGAACCACCUUUCAUUCCACCUCACACUGUUCCAUCUCAGCCCACUGAUGCAUCAGCUUCAGACAAUGUGGCUGCCAAGAUUACAAUGUCGCCACAGAUGCCUGCACCACCUAAAGCUCCAUCCGUUAUGCCAGCGGCUCCUCCAACGGCUCCUAAUGCGCCAUCAGGUCCGGCGAAAUCUCCUCCUCAGGGUCCUGCUCCACGACCGCGUGCGCCACCCACAGCCCCUCAAGCAGCUCUACGUGUCAACGUAUCACCUUCGUUCUCCAGAGCGACUUUACCACAAUACGCCCCUCGAGAUGCAUCUCCUGGUGCAAACCCCUCAGGUUUUGGUCCACGUGGCGGUAGUGGGGGAGGUUCUGCGAUGAACACAUCACCGCAAAGUUUACCAGCAAAUAUUCCUACAGGACCAAAGGCUGACCGAACACCGAUGGCUCCUAGGCCGCUUCCAUCUUACCCACAAUCUGACCGACCUGGCUUCCCCCCAGCUAGAGGUCCAUUGAAUGGAGGACCCAAGAGUAUGCAAUGGGUACGACCUGGUUUCAAUUCCAAUCGACCUUCGGUCCCCACUAAGCGCGAGUUUCCGGCGGAAGAUCGGGAACGACCAUUCGGCACUGCUCCCAAAGCCCCCCGACUUGAGAACAGUAUCUCGGCAACGCAGACUCAACGAAACUCACAAGCCAAAUCAGUGUCACCGUCGUUCUCGCGCAUCUCAACUGAAUCCGAGCGGCCACGAGAACGUGCAGUGUCUGCGGAGCGUCCUGCGGCACCCUCACCCAAGCCUACUCCGAUCGAGACCAGGCGAUACUCUGACGUAGUUAUGGCAGAAGCGUCACCUCGCAUGGCCAAACCACCUAUGUCGGCCGCGUCAUCCGCUCCGGAGGCUUUGCAAGACUCUGAUGAUGAUCUUGAUCUUGACGAAGAAGACUUCGCUGAAUCUGAGGCGAAAUACAACCGAGAACGAGCGCGCCUGGAAGCCAAACGGGUUGAUUUGAGUGCUCCACACCUCCGAGCUACGACGCCCUUGCAAGAGAUCGUUUUGCUAUCAUGCUUGAACGUCGACCAUCUCCCACAAACGCAGCCCGAUGCGGAGCUUACCGAGGAAACAAGCACACCUUUGCUUCAGGAACAGGAGCAGGAAUAUUCACGUCCCUCACCUGCGCAAGAACUCCUUGUAAAGCCAGUUCCUGCUCAGCCACUUCCAGAGAGCGUUACGGCAGAUUUACCGACUCCCAAAGCUGAAGAGUCAGAGGACGUCGAGAUGGAAGACAAAGAGGAGACCGAAGAAAGGUCGGCUGCGCCCGCAACGAUGGCGCUUCGUCUGCGACGUGAAACUUCUGCAGAGCAGGAGACUCUACCCGACCUCAGCUCGUUGCCGUAUCUAGGGUCAGGUCCUCCAACGCCUCUAUCCGACAUUGGACAAGACCGGCCAAAUCUCUCUGACGAUGUCAUGAAUGCCAUUCGAAGCAAGUUGCGCAAAAGCAUCGAGCCUGAACUAAACACCGAUCAGAUACUCGAAAGAUACGCAGCUGCAUACAGAGAGUGGCGAGUUGCAAUCCGUCCUUUGGACGAAGAGCGGGAUCAAGAUGAUUCGGACAGGCAGCCAUCAGCUGAGCCCACACUGAAAGCCGUCACCCCCGAUGUGCAGAACGCUGCGAUGACUGGAAUCCUGGAUGGAUCGCUGGCACCUACAGGCCGGAGAAGUCAUGCAAGUCGGUGGGCUACUGAGCUUGAUUUAGAAGCUGUUAUCAAAGAGUCUUUGAAGACCGCAGAGGAAGAGAAGUUAGGGAAGAACAAGGAACCAAGGAAAGCCAUGGCUGAUCCGGAGAAGGAGGCUGAUCUACCUUUGGAACUUACCGAGGCCGAGGCUCAGCGGAGAAGGUUUAUUGACACUAAUUUCCAGCGCGAACCCGGCCAAGGCAUCUUCGUGUUCCAUUACGAGCCACCAGAGGACGACUUCACUCCUGACGAACACCGCGUCAUGGUGCAGAACUACAAGGAUCAGUACGCUAAGAAAUGGGGUAAGCUGGCCGAAGUCUUAUACAAAGAAGUCGGGACCGAACGUACAUACAAAGACUGUAUCAAUCACUACUAUGCUACCAAAUGGGGCAGAGAAUACAAAGGCAAACUUCGGAAACCGCGGGCUUCCAGGAAACGUGGUGGAGCGGUCGGUCGUGGCCGUGGAGCUAUUGCCAACAUGGACCGACCCGAAGGACCGGGAGAGGAUGGUUUGCCCUUGCCUGUUACUGAUACUGGACGACCUAGGCGCUCAGCAGCACCCAAAUUUGGCGCAAUGGAGACUGAGUUCGACCCGAUCACAGGAAUUCCCAUUCCAGGCCGUGCACGCAGGCCGACUGAUGCCGACGACACACAAGAGAAGGCUAUGCGGCGCGGAAAGGCUGCGAAGGAUAAGCUCGGCCGGAAGGCAAAGAAUAUGCCACUUGCCGCGGCUCCCGUGGGUUCACCUGUCAAGGUUGAUCGUAAGGACAAGAACCUGGGAGUCAAGAUGGAGGAUGAUCUCAGCAAACGGCCGAUGGGCGAUAUGCCCAUACCUAUGCCCCUCAUCCCUAUGGAGGACCAGUUGAUGCUGCCUGGUGAUUUGCAGCAGCUAUCUGGCUUGCCAGGCAGCCUCAUGGACCGACCGAAGACACAGCCUGGCGCGAGACCCGGUCCGUCUAGCUAUUGGUCCGUCUCCGAGUUGCAAGACUUUGACAAGAAUGUUGCACACUUUGGCACUGACUGGAUAGCAAUCGCAAACCACAUGGGCACAAAAACGCAUACCAUGAUCAAGAACCAAUAUCUGCGUCUUGUUGAGAGUGGCAAGCUAGACUUGGAGCAGGUAGCAAAAGAGGCAGAUGCCCGAAGAGAACGAGGUGACGAUCUAGGACCACCGCCAACGCCAACUCCAGCACCCAAGAGACGAUAUGAGAGUACACAGGCGGGACCAAUCCGUCCCAUUGCACCCACACCCGAACAUGGUUCUCCACCUCCGAACCCGCUUGCGCUUCCCAAAGCAUCUCCUCCGCAUUCGACUCCGCAUUCGACUCCCUCUUCGAGGUUCUCUACCAUUGCUCAAGCACCUAUGCAAAGCAAGCCGAUGGUUCCUCCACCCGGAUAUCCUGCCCUACCAGAGACUAGCCUUGCGUCUGUACCCUCAAUACCACCACAGCAGUCGCCGCCCGCUCCACCUCAACGUGCGCAACCACAACAUCAUCACCAGCACUCCAUGUCGCAGCAUAAGCCGCAGCCACAAGGGCCACGAGCUGGAUACUUCUCAGAAGAGCCUUCAAGGUUUGAGGCACGACCACCCUCGCAAUCAUCGAACAACCAACAACCACAUAGACCACUGCAGCAGCAGCAGCAACAGCAGCAGCAUGCCCCACCCCAGCCUCGUGCACAGGAGCAACAUCAUUCGCCUCUCUAUCGUGGGCUUCACUAUCAAGAACGAGACGGUGUGGGUAGGCCCGAAGUCCAGCAAGAGCAGGAGCAUCAACGCCGGAUGCAUGAACACAGGCGUCAGAUAUCACAGGAGAUGUCACAACAUAGACCUUUUGCCCCUGGUGCGGCACCGCCAAUUAUGCCCCCAGUACGUUCAAACUCUGGGAUGAGGUCGCCAGAACGUCGUUCGUUGCCAUUCUCACAUUCCCGGCACCCAUCACAAGCGCAAUCACUCAAUCAAGCUGCCGCGGACGUAUACUCUCCGAGCCAUGGCACUAGCCAUGGUGCGCAACAACUGCCGCCCAGGUCGAGUAUUCUUACACCGCCUGUCAAGGAGGAGCCUAGAAAUCCUCCUCCGGUUAGCCUUCCUCCAGCGCAAUCCCAAGCAAUGCUGCAUACACAGUUGCAACAUCCUCAGCGUGGUCCACCACCUAUGCAGAAUACACCCCCACCUGCAGCAUCAAAGCCAGCUGCAGAGCCACGCAAGUCUAACCUGAUGUCGUUGCUCAAUGACACCGACCCUGAGGAGCCUAGGCGUAAGAAACCUAGCGAACAAGGCCCACCAUCGCAUACCUCUACCCCUUUGCAAUCAGCCCCAAUCGCACCUCCUCCGACAACGCAAAGCUACUCAUCUUCGUCAAGACGUUCGAUUUACGAGGAUCCUAUGGCUGCUCAACCUCCGUAUACUCGUCCAUCUUCAUAUGCUCAGCAAUCCUCGCUUCCCAAUGCAGCACCGAACAGGCCAAUCGACUUAACCGAUGAUAAACCACCAGUGAGUAGGCCGAGUCUGCGUGACAGUUGGCAAACCCAACAGCCGUUCCACCGAGGGCUAUCCCAGACCCCACAACUCACGCCACUUUCGUCAACGCCGUCUGGCCUGCCUCAGCCGCCGAAUGUCAACGAGAGGAUCUUCAGCAACCACCGUGCCGUCUUCUCUCAGCAUAAUACUCCUCGUCAGAAUCCGACACCGCCGCCUCUUGCCGGUUUCAACAAUUCUCCGAACCCACAUUCGCGCACGUCAAGCAUAAGUGGGCCGCCCGGGCCGUUGCCUCGACACGGCAUCCCAAGCACCACUGCGGCGCAGCAUGCCCAAGCAAUGAGUGCAUCAGCGCAGAUUUUGCAACCAAAUCCAUAUGCCCAGGUCGAUCCACCAGGAAGUGGUGUACCGCCAUCCGGACCUAUGGGCAUGCGGCCCAGCCCACAUCUGUCGACAAGCCACAUGGCACAGCAAAGAGACGCAUCUAGUCGCAAUGACCACUCCCAAGCUUCCAACGCCAAUCUGUCGUACUCGAACCCGCAGACGCCUAACGAGCAUCCAGCGCAUCCUUUCCAAGGGCUGAGCAGACUGACUGAGCCCUAUCGUCCUCGCGACCCUCGUGACGCACACGAUUUUGACCCUCGUCACUCAGACCGUGACACCAGUCGAGAACUAUCUCAAAGGACUGAAUAUCUACGUGAACAACUUUCUAAUCCUGCAUUACGUGCGAGCGGUCCUCCAAUGCACGAAGAUAUACGAUUUCAGCCUCAAGAUCGAGGGUAUCUCUCUCAACGCUCACAGACCCCACUGUCUAGGUCGGAGCAUGGUCAACCUCCACCUCUGCAACAUCCUCCGCACUCUUCACUUGGCGUAGCAAAUCAGGCGCUUUAUGGUCAACGUCCUCCCGAAGAACCGCAUCGUUUUAUGCGCGAUCCUCGCGAUCGCAGCAUGACAGACCGUAUUCGCGAAGAGCAAGCCCAAGCUCAACACCAGGCAGCGAUGAAUCGAGAUGAACAUAUGCGAAGAGAAGCUGAGCGAGACGUAAGGGAACGGGAAAUGCGCGAAAGCCAUGCACGAGAUGCGCAUUACAGGGAAAGUAUCAUGCGAGGAAGAGCUGAGAUGAGGGGUCCGCCGCCACCACAAGCCCCCAGCUCAGGACCAGGGUCAAUACACGAUCCACGGCCCCCUGCAGGACCCAUGGACUGGGUGAGCGGAGUGCGACAUCCACAGGGGCAUCCACAGGAUCGUGGUCCAUGGCAGCAGCGAUAG